AGACGCGCGCCUCGGUCUGUCAGAGUUAGGCUGAGGUGGGAUCUCUCAGCGGCGGGAGGCAAAUCUGGGCGCGAACUCGCGUCGGACGCUGGGGCGACUCGCGAAGGUCCGCCGGUCGUCCAAUCUGGACCUCAGGGCGCUGCUCAUUGGUUAAGUGAACCGGCCGCGCCUUCCCAAUCCGCAGCACGACUCUCUCCCCUCCGCCCCGCGUCCUAAUCAGCUUACUUUCCUCUUGGAGUCGGCCCACUUGUGGCGCCGGGCGAGGCCGGCCACCUGCCUGCCUGCCUGCGAGCAGAAGCGGGAAAAGUCGGCAAGAAUUCAAGAGGGCCGCGCCAGCAAUUCUCCCUCUUUCCUUUGGCACGCGGAAGGCGGUCACGGGCUGCGGUCUCGAGGGCGCUGUGAACGCGUGGACUGAGGAGCCCCGCGGAACUCGUCGGGGUUGAGUUUGGAGUGGACCGCGCCGGCUGAGGCUCGGCGCCUCCGUGGACUGGGCGAAGGCUGACCAUUUUAACUUGAGACAAGUUUGGGAAGCGGGCUGGCUUGCUGGAGCGAAACUCUCCUUUCCCCUACCCGCCAGCGGCGGCUGGAGAAGAGCGACUUGGUUGGUCGGGGCACAGCGGCGCGGUCGCUCGGUCGUUUCGGCAAUGGAGUGGGGCAGCCUGGGUACUGACUCCCGCCAGUCCAGCUGCCGGGAAAGGUGACUCUUUGGCCAACCAAGUUCGAGCGGAGCGCGGCUCUUGCACCGGGCGAGGCGGGCGGCCGCUUUGCUCCCACCACAGAAAAGGAGAGGAGAGGCUUGACCAGAGAAGGCCAUGGGGGCCAACAGCACGGAAGACUUCUCUUCCAACACCACCUGUCCUCCUCCUGAACGGGACCCGGUCCGCAACUACGCCGCCUUGGCCUUGGGAGUCGUCCUCAUCCUCUCUAUCAUCAGCGGGAACUUGCUGGUGUGCCUCAGCGUCUGCACGGAGAAAGCGCUGAAGACCACCACCAAUUACUUCAUCGUCAGCCUCGCCGUGGCCGACCUCCUUUUAGCCAUCUUGGUGUUGCCUCUUUAUGUCUAUUCCGAGUUCCAGGGAGGUGCUUGGUCUUUGGGCCCGGUCCUGUGCGAUGGCUUGAUGACCAUGGACGUUAUGCUAUGCACUGCCUCCAUUUUCAACCUCUGUGCUAUCAGCGUGGAUCGGUUCAUUGCUGUCUCUGUCCCACUGAACUAUAAUCGACGACAGAUUGACCUGCGUCAGCUGAUCCUCCUCUCUACCACUUGGAUCUUUGCUUUUGCUGUGGCAGCCCCAAUUAUCUUUGGCCUCAACAACGUUCCAGACCGGGACCCAUCUUUAUGUCGUCUGGAGGAUCACAAUUAUAUUGUAUAUUCCUCCAUCUGUUCCUUCUUCAUUCCUUGUCCUGUCAUGCUGGUCCUGUACUGCGGCAUAUUCCAUGGACUUAGGCGCUGGGAAGAGACUCGGAAAGCCAAGCUGAAGAGUAGUAUUUAUUUGGGCAAUAGGCAGGUAUAUGGCUCAACACCUGUCAUUGAGAAAAACCAGGAAGAUAUCAAGGCAGGGGAACUCAGCCCCUAUGCCUGCUCUGAUUGCACUUUACCCAGGGAUUACAGUGGCAUUCAAACUAUGUCCUAUCCACACAUCAAAUAUGCACCAAAUGGAGAACUCGGUAGGAAGCCAGCCAAAAUCAAUGGCAGGGAAAGGAAGGCCAUGAAGGUGCUUCCAGUCGUGGUUGGUGCUUUCCUUUUCUGUUGGACUCCUUUCUUUGUGGUGCACAUAACCAGAGCUCUCUGUGAGUCCUGUGUCAUUUCUGGCCAAGUAAUCAGCAUUGUCACAUGGCUGGGUUAUGUCAACAGUGCCCUCAACCCUAUCAUCUAUACAAUCUUCAACACUGAGUUUAGGAACUACUUCCGCAAAGUUUUGCACAUCUUCUGCUAACUCUGCUGGAUUCUUUGUCUAGAACUGAACCCAGAAGAAAGGAGAGUAUAUUGCACGGGACAAAGAGCCAGACCAAUUAUUGUCUUUGUAUAGUUUAAUAAAGCUUUAUUUCUUAUUA
This is a messenger RNA of Crotalus tigris (Tiger rattlesnake), 2052 nucleotides long. RefSeq names its product dopamine receptor D4 (gene DRD4). Gene Ontology annotation, biological process: adenylate cyclase-inhibiting dopamine receptor signaling pathway; adenylate cyclase-activating adrenergic receptor signaling pathway. Gene Ontology annotation, cellular component: plasma membrane. NCBI's taxonomy places the organism in Eukaryota, Metazoa, Chordata, Lepidosauria, Squamata, Viperidae. Gene Ontology annotation, molecular function: dopamine neurotransmitter receptor activity, coupled via Gi/Go; G protein-coupled receptor activity. The transcript has 4 exons. The record is from RefSeq and is a predicted model, not a curated record. Bases 813 to 1934 code for a protein of 373 amino acids.